Micropterus salmoides (largemouth bass) is the source of this 4107-nucleotide messenger RNA. RefSeq names its product rho GTPase-activating protein 42-like. Gene Ontology annotation, cellular component: cytoplasm. Lineage: Eukaryota; Metazoa; Chordata; Actinopteri; Centrarchiformes; Centrarchidae. The record is from RefSeq and is a predicted model, not a curated record. Gene Ontology annotation, biological process: signal transduction. Gene Ontology annotation, molecular function: protein binding; GTPase activator activity. The transcript has 24 exons. Bases 151 to 3114 code for a protein of 987 amino acids.
CAUGAAAAAAAGCGAACUGUAGUACACUUCUGACCAGUUUUCUCCGAGCACACUGAAACAGCGUUUUCUCUUGUAAAUCUCACCGAGCGGGCAGAGAACGCGUCUUACUUUUAGCCGUCUUAUAAACUAUCCGUGCUCAUACAUUUAUCGAUGGGUCUGCCGACGUUGGAGUUUAGCGACUCUUUCCUGGACAGUCCAGAGUUCAGAGACCGGCUGCAGUGUCAUGAGAUAGAGCUGGAGCGCACCAACAGGUUUAUAAAAGACCUGAUCAAAGAUGGAAACAUGCUCGUAUCUGCACUCAAAAGUCUUUCUCUCGCUGUUCAACGGUUCUCUCAGUCUCUACAGGAGUUCCAGCUUGAAUGUAUUGGAGAUGCUGAGACUGACGAUGAGAUCAAUAUAGCUCAGUCCUUGAAGGAGUUCUCUCAGCUCUUGAACACCAUGGAAGAGGAGAGAAAACGGCUGAUCCAGAACGCUGAUGAUGUGUUGAUCUCACCGCUUGAAAGGUUUCGUAAGGAGCAGAUUGGAGCUGUUAAGGAGGGAAAGAAGCAGUUUGACAAGGAGACAGAAAGGUACUACUCUGUUCUGGAGAAACACCUCAGCCUUUCCUCCAAAAAGAAGGAGUCACAGCUACACGAGGCUGAUUCACAUAUAAGUAAGGACAGGCAGGUUUUUUAUGAUGCAUCGCUGCAGUAUGUCUUCAAGAUCCAAGAAGUGCAGGAGAGAAAGAAGUUUGAAUUUGUGGAGCCGUUAUUAGCCUUCCUGCAGGGUUUGUUUACAUUCUACCAUGAAGGAUACGAGCUGGCCAGUGAGUUUGAACCCUACAAGCAGCAGCUUCAGUUCAACCUACAGAAUGCUCGAAAUAACUUUGAAAGUACGCGUGCUGAGGUUGAGAGGCUGAUGAAGAGGAUCCGGUCUGCAGAAGAAGACUUCAAAGCCCCCAGUUGCUUUACCAUGGAAGGAUAUCUGUACAUACAGGAGAAACGUCCGUUGGGCAGUGUGUGGACCAGAUACUACUGUACUUAUGAAAAAAGCUCCAAGAUGUUCACCAUGAGCAACACAGAGGUCAGACCAGCCAGCAGACAGCAGAACGGCGUGGUGAAUGGCUCGCCGGAGAUGUUCAAGCUGCGCUCGUGUGUCAGAAGGAAGAGGGAUUCAAUCGACAAGCGCUUCUGCUUCGACAUAGAGGUGGUGGAGAGACAUGGCGUCAUCACCCUGCAGGCGCUCUCCGAGGCCAACAGGCGGCUGUGGAUGGAGGCAAUGGAUGGAAAAGAGCCUAUUUACACUCUGCCGUCUUUGCUCAGUAAAAAGGAGGAGACUUUUCUUAAUGUGGCGGGACUCAACUUUGUGAAGAAGUGUAUUGAGCUGAUUGAAUCAAGAGGGAUUACCACCCUGGGUUUGUACAGGACUGGGGGAGUCAACUCCAAAGUGCAGCGGUUGAUGACAAGUGUGUUUGCAUCCACAGCUCCCUCUGACAUGCAGCUGGACACAGAUGCAUGGGACACCAAGACCAUCACGAGCGGCCUAAAGAAUUAUUUCAGGUGUCUGGCAGAACCACUACUGACCUACAGACUGCAUAAAGAAUUUAUCAAGGCUGCAAAGUAUGAUGACCAGAUGUAUAGAGUGAGAGCGAUCCAUGCUCUUGUGCACAAGCUACCAGAAAAAAACAGAACAAUGUUGGACCUCUUAACCAACCACCUCCUCAAGGUGUCCUCUCACAGUGACCAGAACCUGAUGACUGUGUCCAACCUGGGAAUGAUCUUCGGCCCCACAUUGAUGAGGUCACAGGAAGAGACAGUGGCCGCCAUGAUGAAUAUCAAGUUUCAGAACAUUGUAGUGGAGAUUAUCAUUGAAAACCACAACAAGAUUUUUGGUGAGGCCCCGGACCUUUCAGUGCCGUCGCCUCAGUCCUCUCGGGCGACUCCUCGUAGAAGCAAGGCCAUCUGUCUGUCAUCUGGAAAGAGGAAGGCCCGUCUCUACCCUCCUGCUCUCUGCCUGGCAGACAAUGACAGCGACACAUUCAGUAGCAGCCCCAGCACAACUCCGAUGGGCAGCCAGGAGUCUCUGUCCUCACACUCCUCUGAAAAGAACGGAUUGUCUCCGACCUCUCCUCCUUCCUCUCCUGCCGCCGAACAAAUCUCGUCCUCCCCAGCACAGCUGUCUCCUCCUGCAGCCUCCUCCUGCUCCCCGUCCCACGACUCCUCAAACGGGAAGCAUCAGAAACACUCGACAGACAGCGGCGCCUCCCCUCACCUCACGCCUUCCUCUUCCUGGACUUCCUCCCAGCCCACUCCGGCCCAUCAGACUUCCUCCGUGUCUUCCUCCACAUCCUCUUUACUCUCUACAGAGAGGGCUCUCUCCGGCAAAGGAAACUCGACUGCCUCCUUGUCAUCUGUUAAAGAGUCAAGAUCUCCCUCCAUAGCCUCCUUGUCCACCGCCUCCAUCCAGCACUGUUCAGAGGAGUGCGCCACCUCUCUGAGGGAGGGUCAUCCUGUUCAGAGAGUGUCGUCUGUCUCCUCUCUGAAGAGCACUCAUUCAGUGGAUCCAAAAAAUGCCCCCUCCACUGUCACAGAAACCAGGGUGACGGACUCUACCUCUCCUUCUCUGCAGAACAGACGAACUCACAGGAUUGCCUCCUCCUCCUCUUCCUCCUCCUCUUCAUUAUUUCCCUACCAGCUUUCCACAUCCUCCUCUCUCACCUCCUUACACAUCUCUGAGGAUUACAAAAGCUGUCAUGGAUCAGUACACAGUCUCAUGUCGCUGGACCCACAAGAGGCAACACGCAUACGUAAACCUUCACACAUCCGCUGUGGCUCUGAUCUGACCGCAAAACACUCUGCAGCCACCACAUCCAGCAACGGUUACCAGAAGCCUGGAUCACUAUUAUCAGUCACACCACCACAGCGUGAGAGCUCAGUAUUCUCCUCAGCAUUAGACAUAUCAGGAAGGGAAGCAAAAGCUCUGUACUCCUGUGAGGCAGAGCACAGCCAUGAGCUCAGUUUUCCACAGGGGGCGCUGUUCUCAAAUGUGUACCCGUCUGUGGAACCAGGCUGGCUUCAGGCUACGUACAACGGCAAAACAGGCCUCAUACCUGAAAACUACAUCACCUACAUGUGACGUCUUAACACAACGAUCUAACUUCAGGGAUCUACAGUGCAUAGAGAAAUGCUGCGUUCUAGACUGCUCACAACUCAGAAAUGUCCGACUUCCGACCUCAAAGCGUUGCAGGUGCAUGCUGGUGCAUGACACCAAAAGUGAGCGAAAAACAUGGCUUUGUACACACAAUUGAACCCUCAGCAGUGCCUUUGGUGUUAAUUAUAAGGAUGGCUGUUCUAAUGAAAACAAGCGAUAUAUGUUAACCAUUUACAAUGUGUGCUUCCAUGGGAGCUGCAUGUGACGUCAUUCAGCUGCUUCUCGUGAAGUCAGGGUACAUAUUUUUUCUCAGAGUUAACAAGUAGGAACUCCGACUUCAAGUGGCAUUCCAUGGUACUUUUUCUAGUUGGAAGUCGGAAAUUUCCGAGUUCCCAGCAGUCUGGAACGCAGCAUGAUACUCUGUGCUGCUGAUCAAAGAUAUAAUAUAUUUAUCAUGUAACUGUGACUGUUAUCACUGAACUACUGGGGCAGGAUAAAAUGCUGUGUAUAUAUAUGUAAUACUGAAUGUAUAUCUGAGUACUAUAUGUGGACUAUGUUAUUUGUUAUUAACCAGUUUAUAAGUAAAGGUAAAAUCUGACUUUUUCUCCAUUCAAACACCAGCUCCUCUUUUAUGUUUGUGUUCAGCUGUCUUCCUGCAAUUCUCAGAAUGCUAUAAAUACAUGAUAUGUGUCAACAAGGUACAUGGAAAUAAUCUUGGUAAUUUAUAUGUUUGUACAUAAUCAUAUUAAUGUUAUAGCUGUGUGUCCAGACUGGAGAUGAAGUGUUCACACCUCUGAGCCUGAAACAGUAUAAACUGGUGAUCCAAGGCUGAAUCCUGCCUUGACACCUUCCUUCUACUGUCACUUUUCAUGCUGUCUAAAUAAAUACUUGUACCAGUUUGUAUAUGUAGAUUCAGUUUGUGUUUGUAAUUAUUCUGUUUUUCUUGAGGAAAAUGCAUAAUAAACAGUUUUCACUAGA